AUGGACACCUCAUUUUUAUCAGACACAGACUACAAUCAGACCUAUGUGGACGAGCAUUUUUACCUUGAGGACAAUAUUAAUGGCUUUGGCAUCACUAGGGCGAUACUCUACUUGGCGGUUUGUGUCCUGGGACUUGCUGGGAACUCCCUCGUCAUCGUUGCCAUUUUGAAAUUGGACAAAAUGUCAUCUUCCACGACGGUGUACAUCUUCAACCUGGCACUGGCCGACGGCCUCUUCAUGGUUGGUCUUCCCUUCAUAGCGAGCCAGAACUUCCAGAACCAUUGGAUGUUUGGCAACACGGCGUGCAAAGUCGUCAUGGUGCUGGACGGCAUCAACCAGUUCACCAGCGUCUUCUGUCUGACGAUGAUGAGCAUCGACCGCUACAUGGCGCUGGUUGACCCGCUUCGGUUCGCCCGUUGGAGGACGCCGCGCUGCGCCAAGAUGGUUUCGGCCCUCUUGUGGCUCUUUUCGCUCCUCACCAUCCUCCCCAUGGCGCUCCACUUCUCAGCCGAUCGAGGCCUGUGCAUACCAGACCUCGGCUCGGAUGCCUGGUGGCUCGGCAUCUUGUCUUACACCUUCGUGAUGGGGUUUGCUUUGCCGUUCACGGUCAUGACGGCGUCCUACGCAGCGCUGCUGCUCACCUUGAGGUCCCAGCGGCUCAGAACGACGACGCUGAACCACGAGAGCCACCGGCUGGAGCGACAGGUCACCAAAAUGGUGGUUGCAGUGGUGGUAGUGUUCGGGAUGUGUUGGCUGCCGUUUUACACCUUCAACUUCUGCUCCCUGUAUCAGACUGGCCUGGUCCUGAACUUCGCCAGAGCUUUUGAGUUUGUGGUCCUGCUGUCAUACUCAUGGAGCUGCGCGAACCCCAUCCUCUACGCCUGCCUCUCCGACACCUUCAGGAGACACUUCCGCACCCUCCUCUGCCCUGCUGCCAAGUCAUCUCCCAGCAUGCAGUGCGACACUGAACGGUAUGACUUAAAUGACACGGGUGUGUCGGAUGUGACCAUUCUGGCGUAG
Molecule: messenger RNA, 1020 nt
Organism: Chelmon rostratus (copperband butterflyfish)
Lineage: Eukaryota; Metazoa; Chordata; Actinopteri; Chaetodontiformes; Chaetodontidae
Product: somatostatin receptor type 2
Exons: 1
Coding region: 1-1020 (339 amino acids)
Biological process (GO): neuropeptide signaling pathway; regulation of insulin secretion; cellular response to glucocorticoid stimulus
Cellular component (GO): neuron projection; membrane
Molecular function (GO): neuropeptide binding; somatostatin receptor activity
Source: RefSeq, a predicted model, not a curated record